Calidris pugnax (ruff) is the source of this 3403-nucleotide messenger RNA. RefSeq names its product ninjurin 1 (gene NINJ1). The transcript has 3 exons. Gene Ontology annotation, cellular component: membrane. NCBI's taxonomy places the organism in Eukaryota, Metazoa, Chordata, Aves, Charadriiformes, Scolopacidae. The coding region runs from base 126 to 479 and encodes 117 amino acids. The record is from RefSeq and is a predicted model, not a curated record. Gene Ontology annotation, biological process: tissue regeneration; cell adhesion.
UUACAGAAAUCAGCCGAUGGAUCAAGUCAUCUCUCGCUCACUAUACCAAUUACAAGAGAUGUGAAUAACCUUUUUCCCUCCAAUUCUAGCGUAGAACGUCACAGUGGUUUCAAAGAAAUGGACCAAUGAAUAUCAACCACUACGCAAAUAAGAAGAGCGCCGCGGAGAGCAUGUUGGACAUUGCCCUGCUGAUGGCCAACGCGUCCCAGCUGAAAGCCGUGAUGGAGCAAGGACCUUCUUUUUCCUUCUACAUCCCACUUAUAGUUCUUAUCAGCCUGUCUCUCACACUGCAGGUUAUGGUGGGAGUGCUCCUGAUAUUCCUUGUAAAAUAUGACCUUAACAACCCUGCAAAACAUGGAAAGCUGGAUUUCCUCAACAACCUUGCAACUGGCCUAGUAUUCAUUAUAGUAGUUGUGAAUAUUUUCAUCACUGCCUUCGGAGUGCAGAAGCCAGUUCCUGAGUCAGCCUCAAGACAGUGAACACCAGAGACCCGAAGCAUUCGUUCUUCUGUACAUGCCAUUUGCACUUGAGCCAGUUACACGUGGACACAGUGAGGAAGAAAAAUAUCUAAAGAAGCUGGACAUACAGAGCAGCUUUCUCAAGUGUCCAACAACCAACGCAUUUGUGCACCUAAAAUUUUCCAAUGUGCUAAUAUUUAAACUGUUCAGCAUCUAAGGAAAGGUUGAUUUUGACCCAAGGACGUUGUUUGCCUGGAAUAUUGGCAUUUCAAUUUCGGUAGAAACUAAUUGUUUUUCAGAGAAGUGGCAUAAGCACAUCUAACAAAAUGGCACUUCCCCUUUUCCGUGCCUUUUUGUUUUUGUGGCAGUUUGUCCUUCCCAGUGUGGGGAGAAGCGACAGGCCCUCGUUUCUGGCCUUUGUUUCCCCACGUUGGCCUUUGUUUCCCUCGCCUGGCACCCAACCCGAGUGCCCCGUCGCGCAGCAGGGAUCCUCUUCUGUGGUGUGCAAGGACAGCCCUCCCUUCUUUUCUUGUUUUUUCCACUCUAGCUAAAGCAGAGACAAGAGGAACAGUAGCAAUGGGCCCAUUUUGUCCAGUUUUGCUCCCAGGUACCAUUUGUCCCGUUUCUUCAUCUCUGGAACACACUUAACGUCUCCUUUGUGCACAGACGCACAAAUAACCUACGUGCUAAUAGUUUCUUACAAUUAACUGCUAUGCUCCGUAUUCUGUGCGUGGUAUGUAUUUCUGGAAACUCUGUUAGAAGUGCUACUUUUUCUAGGCCCCACUGAAAAACUAGAGGAUACUGGGAGAACUUUACCUGCUAAACUGGUACCGUGUGCCGGCCACGAAGCUGAGCAGCAAACUGAAACAAGUUUAUCCCGCUAUAACUUUUCCCUCUUCUCUUCCCAAGAUGGAUUGCUGAAGUUGUGUUACUCUUAUGAGUUUAUGGCUAAAAGCAUUGCUAAUUUUUUAAAUUUUAUUUUUAAAUAUAUAUAGAGAGAUACAAAUACCUUCUAGGUUCUUACCUGCUGGUUCAGGAACUGACACUUUUUUUCUAAAUACACUAUUGCUAGUAAUGGUGUACAUUGUAAACAUUUCUACCACAAAAACAUUUCAGUCAUUUUAUUUCAAAAGUAUCACAUCUUAUCAGAAAAAUCCAAUUUUUCUAGAGUGGGCUUACUUGUAGAUGCGGAUUUGUACCGAUACAUUUCCUUUACCAUUAAUUUUAAAUUAUGCUCCCUUGCACUUAUUAACAGAAGUUUGACUUCCAUGUGUCUCAUCUCAUUGACCAUUUUUAUUGAUCACAUUUCUCUUUAGUUCUGUCUCAUAGAAGUACCAUAUCUCAUUUACACAUCCUGUAAGAAUUAAUAACAGAAAACCAUUCAGAAACUUGUGUGAUUAGUAAUGGAAUAGACAUGCUUUUUUAUUUUUUAAUUUGUCUUUUGUUGCUUCAUUUCCGACUUAAAAUGCAUUUAACCAGUAUCUAGCAAGCAAUGGAUUUAAUUGUGCUUGUUGUACUAAUGUAAACAUAGCUCAGAACAAGUUCUGACUGAGGUACUCAGGACAGUUUUCCUUAUUUAUUUUUUACAAAACAGCGAACUGUUGAAGGACUGUUCCUACAUCCUUGUGCUAUCGCAGUUUUGAUGCUGCAGCGUAGGGAACCGACUGGCCAAAGAGCAGUGCUGAAAGCCUUAAAAAAACCCCUUUCUUUUGGAGAAAACAGGUGUCUGUAUGCAGAGUCCUUCCAAGCAUGAAAUUUAUCUGCGGCUCGACAUUGCGCAGUAAUUUUGGUAAGAUUCUUGAAUGUACCACCUUUGUUACCUCUCGCCUUUGGACUCGCUGGAGCGGUGGCCCAUCUGUGCGUCUCGUUCACUCUGGAGAAGCUCCAGAGGCUCUUCAUACCUAAGCGCUGUGCCUGAAGUAGUCACUGUGUGUUGUCCCAAAUGCAUUACACAUCCAAAAGAUAGUUACUUUUUAAUUUAGGGAUGAAUAUCAAGUUUUUUUCAUUGCCAGAUUUGCAUCUUUCUACUAUUGAAGCAAGACAUAAAAAUAGGAAGAAAUGUGUUUCUGGCACUUAGCACUUUUUGACUGGUCCUGACUGCCCUCAAGGCAGAUGUAAACACGUGCCCAGGCUCUACUGAUGUUUUUAUACUCACGGUAUUUAUACUCAGUGGUGAUUUGGCCUGAUUUUGAAUGUAGCUUUCCAUUCCUGUGCUACUCAUUGUCAUGCUCUUAGAAGCGUGAUCGUGUUUGACUUGCACUGAAACCCUUGAAAGCAGUCAGAGGGGCUGCAGUACAGACAGACCAGGUCUUCUCCCAUUUUGUUCCCCUCAUUAUUGGACCAUAAUUUUUCAGGUCACUCAAGCAAACAAGCUGUUACAGCAGGUUUCUCUAGAAAAUUGUAAUAGCUGUUGUUAUAGCAUCUUUACUACUAAGCUGUUGCCCAACAGAAGCUACCAAGGCUUGUACAUCCCAUCUCCCAGCAGCUUCUGGAACUGACUGGGUCCAGAGCCCAGGGUAGGGAACACUCUCCAGGCAAUGACUUGUCAACUGCAGAUUCCAGUGGACUUUGCAAGACACGGGGUUUGGGACAUACAGGAGGGAAAAGAAAGUUCCUUCCAGCUUGAACACCUUGUUGGGUGCCAAGAGCUCAAUGUGGAGAUGUGCGUUAAGGGGUCGGUGUCUGCUCACUUGAACUCUGCCGGAGCCCGGCCCAGAACAACAAACCCCUGUGAACCUUCUGCCUCCCGAGCUCCUGCAAGUGGGACCGAAGCAUCACAACAGAGACACAGGCAACGUCUGAGCGCCUGGUCUCUUCUUCUGGUUCUGAACACAGGAAAACCCAAGCUGAACGCCAUCCAUCUGAACACAAGACUGUCCUGGGCAACAGCAGUAUCCAACCUGCAGCUGGAUGUCUUUUUUUAAAAUAAAAAGGAUGCUGGUUUA